This is a messenger RNA of Salvelinus fontinalis (brook trout), 1852 nucleotides long. RefSeq names its product transient receptor potential cation channel subfamily M member 5-like. Gene Ontology annotation, molecular function: calcium-activated cation channel activity; ligand-gated calcium channel activity. The record is from RefSeq and is a predicted model, not a curated record. Lineage: Eukaryota; Metazoa; Chordata; Actinopteri; Salmoniformes; Salmonidae. Gene Ontology annotation, biological process: calcium ion transmembrane transport. Gene Ontology annotation, cellular component: membrane.
GGGUUCCUCACUAAGAUCUGGUGGGGAGCGAUGACUACAGACACAGCCAUCUCCAAACUGGUGCUGUCUUUCUUCUGUCCCCCUCUCAUCUGGACCAACCUCAUCAAGUUCAGUGAUGAGGAGCUAGACAGUCGUGGUGGAGGAGAGGAGCAGUAUGUGGAACUAGACAGUCUGGACACAGAAAAGGCCCUGCUACUAACAGACAAUGACCCUUUAGACUCGGGUGGUCCUCCUGGUGGCGUGGAGGGCCAGAGCAGCGCCGCCGUGUGGUGGCGUUUCCUGCUGCGUCGCUGGCGUCGCUUCUGGAGUGCCCCGGUCACUGUGUUCCUAGGCAACGUCAUCAUGUACUUUGCCUUCCUCAUCCUGUUCACCUACGUGCUCCUGCUGGACUUUCGUCCUCCGCCCCCCGCGGGCCCUGGGGCCCCUGAGAUCAUGCUCUACUUCUGGGUCUUCACCCUGGUGCUGGAGGAGCUGAGACAGAGUUUCUUCACAGACGAAGACAUGAGCAUCCUGAAGAAAUUCAAGCUGUACGUAGAGGACAACUGGAACAAGUGUGACAUGGUGGCCAUCUCACUCUUCGUAAUCAGUGUGUCCUGCAGGAUGAUGAAAGACACGUAUGAGGCGGGACGAACGGUUCUGGCGCUGGACUUCAUGGUGUUCACACUGCGUCUCAUCCACAUCUUCGCCAUCCACAAGCAACUGGGGCCCAAGAUCAUCAUUGUGGAGAGGAUGAUGAAGGAUGUGUUCUUCUUCCUGUUCUUCCUGAGUGUGUGGCUCAUAGCGUACGGCGUGGCAACUCAGGCCCUUCUCCACCCCAACGACCCGCGCCUAGACUGGGUGUUUCGCAGGGUCCUGUAUCGACCCUACCUGCACAUCUUUGGCCAGAUCCCACUGGAGGAGAUUGACGUGGCACGGAUGCCCGAGAGCAACUGCACCACAGUGAUAGAGGAGAUCAUCAUGGGAAGUCUGCCCCCUUGUCCCAACAUCUACGCCAACUGGCUGGUCAUCCUACUGCUGGUCAUCUUCUUACUGGUGACCAACGUUCUGCUGCUCAACCUCCUCAUCGCCAUGUUCAGCUACACGUUCCAGGUGGUGCAGGGCAAGACAGACAUCUUCUGGAAGUUCCAGAGGUACAACCUGAUCGUGGAGUACCACAGCAGGCCUGCCUUAGCCCCGCCCUUCAUCAUCAUCAGCCACUGCUCCCAGCUGCUCCUCAGCCUGGUCAAGAGGCCUGAGCCCAAACUGGAGCAACUAGAGAGGGAGCUGCCUGCAGGUCUGGACCAGAGGUUGAUAACCUGGGAGACAGUACAGAAGGAGAACUAUCUGGCCAAACUGGAACGGCAGCAUCUGGAGAGCAGUGAGGAGAGACUGAAGACCACCUCUGCCAAGGUUCAGAGCUUAUUGAAGAUUGUUGGAGGAUUCAAGGAGCAAGAGAAGCGAAUGUCAUCCAUGGAAGCUCAGGUGAAGUACUGUGGGGAGGUGCUGUCCUGGAUGGCUGAGUGCUUUUCCCAGAGUACACUCAAGUGUGAGAGAGAGGCCCCCAGAGUUCCAUCUGUCAAGGCUACUGGUGUCACAGCUGUGAAGGCCGGCGCUUCCAGAGAUCCCCCUCAGAAUGUGUCAGACAAGGAGGUGGAGCCAGAGAGGAGAGAGGCUAAACUAGGCCCCUCGGGAUACGGAGCCAACACGAGGUUUCCUUACAUGGACCAAUAACAUUCACAUCAAAAGUAGUGUUUUUGUAAUAUGAAUCCCAGCCUGGAAAUAGAACCACUAAUUUUCUGAAUGUUUUUAGUUUUCUAGUUGAGACAUGACUGAAUCUGAAUCCAAAGUGCCUUAUUAAAAUGAAUAGCCUUGA